AUGAAAGCACUGUCAGAACCACUACGUAGAUGGCAUAAGCAGCAUUUUGAGAAUAUGGUUGAGCGGAUUAAGAAGCUUGAGGAAGAAAUCAGGAAGGUAGACGAUAUGGUUAGUAGCGGACGGUAUGACGAAACAACAGAGGCUAGGAGAAGGGCAUUAGUGAGUUGCUGUGAAAAGUGGUAUCUAAGACAGGAGAUGUAUUGGAAGCAAAUGUCAAGAUCUCGGCAUGCCAAUGAGAUGGACCGAAACACAAGGUACAUCCAUAAUAUAGCUUCGGCGAGAAGAAGGAAUAACCGGAUUGAGGCAUUGGUGCUUAAUAGGAGGCUAGUGAGGAAUCAAGCAAGAAUCAAGACUGCGGUUCGAGACUUUUACAAGUGCUUGUACCACCAGGAAGCAUCCCCAAAGGUGACCUUUAGGGAUGGAUUAGUUCAUCGUUUAGAGAGGGAGGAAGCGGAAAACUUAGAGGCACUACCAUCAGCAAAGGAAGUGAAGGAGGCAGUUUGGGAUUGUGAAUCUUCUAAGGCUUCAGGGAGUGACGGAUACAACAUGCAUUUUAUAAAAAAGUGCUGGGAUGAGAUUGGAACGGAAUUCACUGCAGCUGUGAUGGAUUUCUUUCAAACAGUAAGAUUGCCGGCAGAAGCUAAUGUCACCUGGGUGGCGCUAGCUCCGAAAUUCAUUGGGGCUAAGGAGAUAAAAGAUCUCAGACCUAUUAGUAUGGUUGGGUGUGUCUAUAAGAAGAAUGCAUCAGUGAUUAUUAAACUUGACUUCCAAAAAGCCUAUGACAGAGUCAAAUGGUGCUUUGUUGAUACUGUGCUGGAGAAGAUGGGCUUCGGAAGAACAUGGAGGGCGUGGGUUAGGGAGUGUGUUACAUCGGCUUCUAUCUCUAUUAUGGUUAAUGGGUUACCAUCGAAACCAUUCAAAAUGGAGAGAGGACUACAUCAAGGCAACCCUUUAUCACCGUUUUUGUUUGUUCUUGUGGUGGACGAACUCAAUAGGAUGAUUGGAGAGGCAGUUAGAAAUGGUCGGAUAUCUCCACUCUUAGUCGGUAGAGAUAAUAUAGAGUUAUCACACCUACAAUUUUCUUAUGACACUAUAUUAUUUUGUCCGCCAGAGGAGGAGACACUGAGGAACUAUCAGAGGCUUCUGAGGUGCUUCGAAAUGAUGUCUGACUUGAGCAUUAACUUUGAGAAGUCUAACUUGAUACCAGUGAACUGUAGCUCGGAGUGGGCUAAUCGGAUGUGCCAGCUAUUAGGUUGUCAAGAGGCAGCUCUUCCGAUGAGGUACCUUGGCAUUAGCCUAGGAGCAAAUUCGCGGUUGGUAAAAACUUGGAAGCCGGUUCUAGAUAAGAUGCCUAAUGCGGUUGUACGAAGAAUUAUAUCCUUGCAGAGGAGGUUCUUUUGGGAGAAGGAUGAUGGUCGACCCGGUAUGGCCCUUGUGAAGUGGGAGCUGAUCCAAGCACCAAAGAAGCAAGGAGGACUGGGGGUGGGUGAUGCGGAAGAGACUUUGGAGGAGGAGCUUCUAACAUACAAGUUCACAAAGGAGAUCUGGAAAGGUCUAGUUCCACCUCGAGUGGAGUUAUUUGCUUGGUUUGUAUUGGUAGGGCGGGUUAAUACAAAGGACCGGCUGAGUGUGGUGUGCUUAGAUCUCAGCGUUUGGACAGACGUGGGUUGUUCCUGGUACCUUGAAAGAGCUUUUCGAGAGUUGGAGAUGGGUGCCGAUGGGAAAAGAGAGGCGCAAGUAUUGGCUACUUGGAUUCUUCUCAAUUAUAUGGAUUAUUUGGUUAUGCCAAAAUGA
This is a messenger RNA of Arachis stenosperma, 1794 nucleotides long. RefSeq lists its product as uncharacterized. The transcript is spliced from 5 exons. The record is from RefSeq and is a predicted model, not a curated record. Lineage: Eukaryota; Viridiplantae; Streptophyta; Magnoliopsida; Fabales; Fabaceae. Bases 1 to 1794 code for a protein of 597 amino acids.